UCAAUCUCACUUUGUGUUUCAACACUGAAAGCGAGAAGUGUAUGCAUUUUUGUGGAUUCUAAAGAAACGAAACCUCCCUGUUACACCCAUUGAUAAAAACUCUUGUCUACCGGUCCACAUUAUUUACAGUAAAACUGUAGAGGAGUGAAUAUCUGACGUGGUGACUUUCAGAACAGAGCAGUUUCUAUCAGAGCUCUAUAAACUAUCUGCAGAGAAAUGUCUGAGUCUGCAGCGAGUCAGUAUGAGGAUCAGUUCAUCUGUUCAGUCUGUUUGGAUCGCCUGAAGGAGCCGGUGAUGAUUCCCUGUGGACACAGUUACUGUAUGAGCUGCAUUACUGACUGCUGGGGCCAGAAGGAGCAGGAGCCGCCGUACUGCUGUCCCCAAUGCAAAGAGAACUUCAGUCAGAGACCUCUACUGAAGAAGAACACUCUGAUAGCGGAGAUGAUGGAGACGCUGCAGAAGACGUCUCUACAAAUGGCUGCUGUGGAGUGUGAUGUUUGCACUACAGAGAAGAGCAGAGCUGUAAAGUCCUGUCUGCAGUGCUUGGCCUCCUUCUGUCAAACUCACCUGCAGCCUCACUAUCAAUCUCCUGCGUUUAUGAAGCACAAACUAGUCCCAGCCUCCAGAAACAUUCAGGAGAACAUCUGCCUCAGUCAUGGGAAACCUCUUGAGAUUUACUGUCAGGAUGACCAUCAGUGCAUUUGUUGUUUGUGUGUGACUGACAAUCAUAAAAACCACAAUGUUGUAUCUUUGAAUUCAGAAUGGACUGGUAAAAAGGACAAGUUAAAGGAGAUAAAGGUGCCAUGUCAAAAGCAGAUUGAGGAACGAGAGAGAGGUCAGCAGGAACUCAGUGAAGCUAUGAAGUCUUUAAAAAGUUCAGCACAAGAGGCCGUGGAGGACAUUGAGAAGGUCUUCACUGAGCUCAUCUGCUCUCUGGAGAAGAAACGCUCUGAGAUUAAAGAUCAGAUCAGAGAUCAGGAGAAGACUGAGAUAGAUCGAGCAGAGAAACUUCACAAACAUCUGGAUCAAGACCUGACAGAACUCAGAAAAACACAAGAAGAGAUUGAGAAACUUCUGAUUACUGACGAUCAGAUACACUGUCUGAAGAGCUGUCAGUCUGUGUGUGUCUUACCCUCAUAUGAAGACGUUCCCAGCUGCACUCAACACACUCAUCUGUCUUUUAAAGACAUUUCAAUCUCAGCAUUCAGAGAGGUUUUGGAAGACGUCUGUCAACAACAAACAGCCAAAAUAUCUCGAGAAGUGUCAAAUGUCCAUGUUGCAAAGCUUCCAGAACCGAAGAUUCAAAAUGAUUUUUUGCAGUAUUUCUGUCAGCUUCACCUGGAUCCAAACACUGCACACAAAAAUAUCAUCUUGUCAGAAGACAACAGGAAAAUAACAUGUUCAAAUGUAGUCCAGCAAUAUCCUGAUCACCCAGAGCGAUUUGAUGAAUAUUGUAAUGUCCUCUGUAGAGAGGGUUUGUGCGGUCGCUGUUACUGGGAGGUUGAGUGCUGUGGGAACGACUGGGCUGUAGCAGUUUGUUACAAAGGAAUUGGACGUAAAGGAAAAAGUGAUGACUGUAAACUUGGCUUCAACAAAACAUCCUGGCGUUUGGGCUAUUAUAAACAGAGUUUUGGUUUCACACAUGAUAAAGCAAAGGUCAGUGUCCCUGCUGCCUCUAGAAUAGGAGUGUAUCUGGAUCAGAGAGCAGGAACUCUGUGCUUCUACAGCGUCUCUGACACAAUGACUCUCCUACACAGAGUCAAGACCACAUUCACUGAACCCCUCUACCUUGCUUUUGGGGUUGGAGAUUGUUCAAUUAUCAAGAUAAUACAACAUGUGAAAGUUCACAUUGACCAGUAAUAGACUGAUCAAAAAUAAAUUAUUAAAAAACAUGCUGUUUAAAGGGUAAUUAUUCUCAUAUAAAAAUCAGUGUGCAUAUUUGGUUUCUGUUAUAUUUAGAGACCCUUUGAUUGAGAAGCCAUUAGUGAGUGGAGACAGAGGUAUUGCGUAAGUUUUUGCUUAAUACCUUAUUUCUGUUUCUAUUGUUUAUAUAUAUUGAUGACCUGUUUUGUGUUUCUUUGUUCCAUGUAGUCCAUGUACUAGUUCUUCCAUGUAGUUCCUGUCUGUCCUUAUUUGGUUAUUCCUGUUCCUGUCCUCAUUUAUUUCUAUUAGUUCAGGUGUUUCUCAUUAUUAGUUGUCUG
Molecule: messenger RNA, 2201 nt
Organism: Carassius gibelio (silver crucian carp)
Lineage: Eukaryota; Metazoa; Chordata; Actinopteri; Cypriniformes; Cyprinidae
Product: tripartite motif-containing protein 16-like
Exons: 7
Coding region: 217-1860 (547 amino acids)
Molecular function (GO): zinc ion binding; protein binding
Source: RefSeq, a predicted model, not a curated record